AUGAGCAGUGCAGAGGGAGGUCAGCACGGCUCGGGAGGCCAGCCACAUUCACGAAUCCCGGAGAACGUACCAUCCACACGCAAGACCUGGGAACGAAUCGCUUUCUUAUGCGUGGGCCUUGCUGGCAUCUUCGUUGGACUCCAUGCCAUUCAACUUUACGAAGACAUAUCUCAAGAUUCGUUUGGAAUCGAUCCGCCACAAGACCUCUGUCCACAACCCGACGAGCUUCUUCCUGAAAAGAACAGAGCAAUAUGGGAUACUUUCAGCGAGCGUCUCGGUACAGAGGAGUUUAAGAGUAAAGCUGCUGAUUGGCUUGGUGGUGCUGUCCGAAUUCCAACGGAAGCUUUUGAUGAUAUGGGUCCGGUAGAUGAUGAUCCUCGUUGGGAGAAGUUUGCGCCUUUUCACGAGUAUCUGGAGAGGACAUUCCCUCUCAUUCACUCUAAUCUCAAACGGACUAAAGGCAAGGACGUAUUGAAUACAUACGGUCUUAUCUACGAAUGGGACGGAUCAGAUCCUUCACUCAAACCGCUCCUUCUCGCCGCUCACCAAGAUGUUGUUCCUGUUGAUCCAACAACCGUUGGUGAAUGGGUUCAUCCUCCAUUCUCUGGAUUGUAUGAUAGUGAAAGAAUUUGGGGCCGGGGAAGUGUAGACGAUAAGAAUGGUCUUAUUGGUAUUAUGAUGACGAUCGAAACUCUUCUCAGUAUCAACUUCCGUCCAAGCCGUAAGAUCGUUCUUACAUUUGGCUUUGAUGAAGAAGCUUCUGGACUGUUUGGAGCCCAUGAACUUAACAAACACCUAGAAGCAACAUUUGGCCAUGACUCAUUUGCUAUGCUCGUUGAUGAAGGAGACGGUUUCUCUGAGCAGCACGGUGCCCUAUUCGCUAUCCCCGCUAUUGCAGAGAAAGGAUACAUGGAUACAUGGAUUGAGGUUUCAACUCCCGGUGGUCUUUCCAGUGCUCCACCUACACACACGGGAAUCGGUAUGCUUGCUGCUCUCCUCGUCACGUAUGAAGCAAACCCAAUGAAAGUGCAUAUUGAUCGUAGCAGCCCUGUCUACGGUAUGAUGCAAUGUAUGGCGGCGCAUGCACCUUCAAUGGACAGCAAACUACGUAACGCCAUUAUAAAGUCGACCAAGUCGGAUAGGGCGCUUCGUGCUCUUGAAAAACUCGUGGAAGAUUAUCCAGAACUCUGUAGUUCAAUAUCCACAACGCAGGCGAUUGACCUUGUCCAGGGUGGUGUCAAAGUUAAUGCGCUCCCUGAACAAGCAUGGGCGGUUAUUAAUCACCGUAUUGCAACACAAAGCUCAUCGCAUGCUGUCAAGCAUCGCGAUACGAACGUCAUUAUCGAACUUGUCAAGAAGUUUGACUUGACGCUUAACGCAUUCGGCGAGACCUUCUUCAAUGGUUCUAGCGGUUCAGUUGCACUCUCGACUAUGUGGGAUUAUGCGCUCGAACCAGCACCAGUAACGCCUACGGAUGCGGCUCCUUAUAGAUUACUAUCCGGAACGAUACGCUCAACGUAUGCUUCACAUCGGUCGUACUCGAAUAGAGAUGAAAUAAAGAUUGCACCAGGAAUAAUUUCUGGGAAUACAGACACCUGCUCUUAUUGGAAUCUUACGAGGCAUAUCUUCCGGUAUAAUCACCAGGACAUGAGGCUUGAGAACAAGGUCCCUGGUGGAAUACACACUGUCAAUGAAUCAUUUGCUAUCGACAAUUUUCUCGAGAUGAUUCGGUUCUUUAUGACACUCAUUUUGAACGCUGAUGAAUACGAGCUUUAGAGGGAUCUAAUGGCGGUAUAUUUCAGUGUUAGGCGUGUGUUUACUCAGUAAAUUAUUAUAUGUAUUUAUUUGUAGAGUACU
Molecule: messenger RNA, 1857 nt
Organism: Fomitiporia mediterranea MF3/22
Lineage: Eukaryota; Fungi; Basidiomycota; Agaricomycetes; Hymenochaetales; Hymenochaetaceae
Product: carboxypeptidase S
Exons: 14
Coding region: 1-1776 (591 amino acids)
Cellular component (GO): fungal-type vacuole lumen
Molecular function (GO): metallocarboxypeptidase activity
Source: RefSeq, a predicted model, not a curated record